AUCUGGGUCAGGUGGGCAUAAUUUGAAAGCGUAUUCUAUUGCCAAGAUAGCUAGCUAAGUUCUAAAAUAAGAUCUUACAGUGUCAGGCUUUCCAAAGGCACUUCAGACAAACAGAUUGUCAUUUUGGUGCRCAUAGAAUGGAGUCAGGAGUGCAUUCAUGUACGUGUUCCGUGGCAAAUUAUCUUCACAAUACGACAAACAGGCUCGUUGUGUUCAGGACAACCCAGGACGUAACGCAUGUCAUCCUUGUAACUGGAUCAAAUACAGUGAUCGUAAACGUUGAUACUGUAAAUGACAUGAGUUUUCAAAUAUGGAAACGUGAAGUGCACAUUUGGACUCAUGGGUGUGUGGUUUGCUUGUAUGACAUCAAAGCGGUAUUUAUUAUAAUACUCCACGUCUCAUCUUUCAGAACACAUCCACUCAGAAAACAAAUGGGUAAAAAGGUAUUGGGGGUAACCGCACGUGCGGUGCUCAAGUUUAUAAAUGCUGUCAGUCAAAACCAUUAUAGCGCGGUGUGGCGCAGAGCCUGAGCUCUGACGUCAUGUAUAGCAUGUUGCUGUACCGCCAACGCAUUCCAAUUUAAAYGCUUAUCAAUGACAAAAUCUGCCAUUUUCAACAUGUAUAUGCGAUGACGGGGGCUGUGACAACGGUUAAAAGGUUUUAUAAAGGGUGUGUGUGUGUCUUCUCAGCCUCGUUCUCGCUCUAUUCAUCUCUCUCUUCUGCACCAGUCUAAUUCAUGUCAUCCAUCUCACUUAAGGUGACAACACCUCUUCUCUUCCUUUUAUUUGUCGCUCUCUCCUUUUUUUAAGCGCUGCCUGUCAGUCGUACUACCUCUACGUUGUGUGUGUGUGCAUGCAUGUAUGUGUGUGUGUGCAUUCUGCUCAUGCAGGUUGGCUUCAGUAAAUCAAUUUGGCCAUAGAUCUAUCUCACAAACACACACACACAUUCUCUCUGUUCCUAUGCGUUGUUCUGUCCCUCCAGGCGGUCUCCAGUGCAGCCCCAGGCGUCCCAGCAGUAGCGGCGUCCGCGGGGGGAUCGGGGGGUGCUGCUGGCCCCCAGGMUAAUCUAGAUCUCUUCAGUGAGAAGAACAGUAGCAGCACCAAGACGGAGGAGGGGGCCAAGAAACCCCUCUCCAAGGACUCCAUCCUCUCCCUCUACAGCAACACCACGGUCAGCCCACAGCCUGCUGCCCCAGCUGCUGCUAUGUAUAUGGGCCAGCCUCCGAUGCAGCAGUUCCCCAGCCAGCCCUCCGGACAGCCUAACUUCCAGACUUACCCAGGAGCGCCACCCACAACCAUGACGGCCUGUGUUAUGCCCCAGGGAGGAGGAGCCAUGAUGGGGCAGAACUCUGGCAUGAUGGUCGGUAUGGCGAUGCCCAACGGCGGUUACAUGGGUAUGCAGCAAGGCAUGAUGGGGCCUCCGGGCGGAGCUAUGCCAGCGGGGGCGGGGACUCCCCAGAUGUACGCCGCCAUGCAGCAGCAACAGCAGGGCCAGUGGAAUGUGAACCAGAUGACCCAGCAGAUAUCGGGCAUCGCCAUGAGUGGUGGUGUGGCAGCGCCACCCGGCUUUGUUCCACCAGGUGCUCCCAUGGGUGGGGGGGUGGGUCCUCCCUCGGGCCAGACCCUCAGUACCCAGCUGUGGAAGUGAGGGAGGGGAGGGGGGAGAAUGGGAGAGGGAGGCAGAACAACCAUGUCACCCCAAAUCUCCUCCUUAACCCUCACUCACCAACUGCAAAACAGGAAACAACGCACAUGGGGCAAUCUAUGGACUGCUCCACUGUUCUCCCUCCUCUCCGUUUAUCAUUCCUUUAGAGACCCCUCUCUCCCUCUGUGUGCUGAGGGUCAAAGGGCAAGGGGGCGGAGUCUCGGGUGAAAACAGACUGGCAGCUGUGUGUUCAUCUUUUUACUUGGGACUUUUACUUUCUUCUUCUUUUGACCUUUUUUUCUUUUGUUAAAAAAAAAACAUAUUGGUGGAAGAGAAAAGCUGCUGGACCAAUAAUACAAGCGUCUAAUAAUAAUAAUAUAUCAUUACCAAAACCGAUAGUGAGUAAAUAGAUAUUUAAAUGGAGAGAUAUGGAUAACAUGUUGGUGACCACCCCACCCCCCCAAUUAAUAUCAUGUGUGUAUAUUAUACUGUACUCCCCUCUGUGCAUUCAGAGCUCCUGUAGCAAGACAUUGUAUGAUCCAGUACUGUAUUACUGUAUGUGUGUGAGAUAUAGCCCCCCCCCC
Salvelinus sp. IW2-2015 is the source of this 2228-nucleotide messenger RNA. NCBI's taxonomy places the organism in Eukaryota, Metazoa, Chordata, Actinopteri, Salmoniformes, Salmonidae. The record is from RefSeq and is a predicted model, not a curated record.